This is a messenger RNA of Salpingoeca rosetta, 1062 nucleotides long. RefSeq lists its product as uncharacterized. The record is from RefSeq and is a predicted model, not a curated record. The transcript is spliced from 5 exons. NCBI's taxonomy places the organism in Eukaryota, Choanoflagellata, Craspedida, Salpingoecidae. The coding region runs from base 108 to 653 and encodes 181 amino acids.
GGCAAACUUGCGUGUGGUGGUGACCUAGGAAUAGGCCGGCCCAUACGGUGCAUUUGAAAGCACCUCCAACCAACCCAACAGCAAGCAAGCAAGCAACAAGGAAGACAAUGCAAAUGAAGUGCACUGCAGUGCUGGCUGCCCUCCUGCUUGUGGGCUGUGUGGGACACAUGGCCGUGGGUAUGCAGCUACUGGUGGAUCCAAAGAACCCUCUGCGCGCUACAGGCAACGGCACCGCCUUUGACAUCAGCUCCGUCCUCAAGUACCCUGCGUUGACGACGGGGCCUGGUUUCAACCCGCCCAUCUACAAGUACCACUUUGACCCCCACGGCCUUGACUGUGACAACCAGGGCAAAGCAGUGGUGUGCCAAGAUGCCGAUUUCCCUCGCAACUGCGGCCACCCAGAUUCUGCCAUCUGGAUGCUGCACCAGAUGUCGCCUCUUAAGCUCACCAUCCUCUAUGUGAACGGCUUCAACUGGCGCGCCACGAACAUGACGUUUGUGGAAGACCCCAAGCAAACCAAGACGCAGUUCAACUUUGUGUCUGAAAGCCCAUACCUGCAGUACAACUUUGUUGUCAGCGGAUCGGAUGUGGGCAAGAUCAUGCACCACCUCGAUGACGCUCAUCUCCGUCACAACGCCACAAACGUCUAUUGAAGGCAACUCUCGCCCACCGUGGCUGUGACGCGUUGGUGAUGUCGGAAUGACACGUUACACGCGUGCGUGUGCACCGCUCACAGCACUCCUCCUGUUGCCCCUCCUUGCUUUACCACACGUUGAAAUGUGACAUGCGCGCUCUGCGCGUGCUCACCUGCAGUUCUUCCCCGCGCCCCUCGCAGGCCAACGUUACGCUGCCUGCCUGCUUGCUUACUUGGCGCCUUUCCCCUUCUUGUUAUCUUCCCUCAUCCCUUCCCGAUUAUCUGCUUCAUCCGCUCCCCCCUCUUUCUCGCCUCUUUGUUUGCUUCCACAUCCCCCCCCCCCCCGACGACCACCACACUAAACGCACUGACUGGCCUGACGUGAUGUGACGUGCGCUGGGCGAAGGAAGAAACGAAUGCAUAUUGCC